AUGUGCCAGGGGAUUCUGGGUGCAAUGUCAGCAAGAGAUUUAGAUUGCGUCCACCUCCAACUAUAUAAAGACUUAAAAGAGCGACAGAAAAACGGGCAAACUAAGGCCUCGCUGUCCCUCCAGCAGUAUCUCGGUACAGAGUCUGGUUUCACGCUUGACAAGGAGUCCAAUACCCUGGCCAUAUUGUGUGAAGACGUGGUGCCUGUGCUCGCGUUCGACACCAGAGAGGGACUUAUGCAGUGGCGUGUGAAGGUUCAACACAACCUCGGCAGCAGCAAGGAGUUUGCCGCCGUCAUCAUAUCAGCGCCAACUGCUGCCAACAUUAGGGCUGGCCCUGUUAGGUUGCACGCUUGCGGGCCAAGACUAGCGCUGUGUGCAUCCCGCCCUCCUGAAGUACUCACGCUUUGGGACGUCAAACUACUCAGACGCUACGGUGUGGUAGAUAAGCGGUUCUGCGUGGAAGGUGGCUCUAGGUGCGGUAAGGGAGAAGGGCUGUUCAUCUUCGCGGCCGAGGGCGGCAGGGAACUUACAGAACUCCUCAAUGUUUACAGUCAUGAAGCACAGUCCAGGCUUAGCAUAGCUUCCAGAUGUGGUUCAGUUCUGGAGAAACGCUUCUCAGACGCGAGUUCCUGCAUGGAUGAAUGUUUCCACCCAUCUCUGCGUUCCGUGUCUCCAUCCUGGGCUGGACCGGCGAGUCAAACGAUGCACUGCCUGUCAGACCUCGACGCUAGUAUGGACAGCAACGACGACAAAUUCAGGAGGCCGACGUCCUUGCCAAGAUGCGCCAGUUGUACUGGGAAGAUGAGUCAGUUGACGAGGUCUUCAACGAUGGGUACACCUGGCUCAUUAAUGUCUCCAGUAUGGACUAUGGACAACAUAAUAGAGAAGCGUUCAGAUUCUGACCGCGUGUCCAUCUACUCUCGAUCAAGCGGAAGUGCCUCAGAGUACAGUGUGCCACGCAGCUCAUGCCUUCUUGACAAGAGUUUUGAAUCGUCGAAACGAGGGAGCCCCGUGGCUUGCUGUACACCAACAGUGCCUGCUAAAACCGGUAGUAAUUGCCAGUGUUGGCAACAGAAGCCAUGCUGUUGCAGGAAAAAGUCUUUCAGUGGUCCGUAUGAGAAUUAUGAUGUCCCGAAGACACCUAUGCCUUUAAUACAGGAACAUCCAGUCGAUUCACACACAGACCCAUCAAGUAUAUACGACACACCAAAGAAACUAAAAUGUCUGAUAAAUGGUCAACCAUGUUCUUGCACACAUAACACUGAAAGCAACAGCAACGAUACCCAACAGGCAGACAAUAACAAUCAAAGUGAUACUAGCAUUAAUAAUAACGAAGAACAAUCAAACUACGUAAACGUAACGCCAAUAACCAAAAAACCAAUUCCAGAAAUUGACUUUGGCAACUAUGCUAAUAUAGACCUUACAACUCUGGAGAAUUUUGAGAACUCCUUACAAAUUUUAAGAAGUGCCGGCUUCAGUCAAGAAGAACUAGACGCCUUAGAAGACAUUCCUGAACAUGAAGAUGAUAUUUCCACAGCCACCACGAACACUGUUCAUCCAUCUACAGAAUGUUGUAACGAACAUUUGAACUAUAUGCACAUGGAACCGUUAGAAAUUAGCAUUUCAAGUAAUAGUAACAAAAACUAUUCAGAUAAUGUGAGCAGAAUAAGUCAUGUAUCAGAUCCGACUCAACACUCAGAGUCUGAUACAAUUAGCACGCGAAGAUCGAGCUCCGCCGACUUCACUAAAAGACACGAUGACGAAUAUGGAAUACACAGUCAAAUAUGUUUCACACCUACUGUCUUAAGAAAGGCAAUUAAAAGCGAUAGAAUUAACGAAGGUAUGCAGAUAAGCCUUGAAAUCAUCGAACCCAAAGACAAAUUUAAGAUUCCUGAAUCAAAAACUGAAAAUAUGCUUGUCACGAAAUUCAGAGAUGCUGUCAAAAUAAGGCGUUCCUCAAGCGUUCCAAGUAAAUCGGAAAAGAAUAGAGAUUCGUCCAGUUCGAACGAUUCUGGCGUUUCGACGGGAUCUCUGAAGCAUCACAAGGGCGAUUUUAAUGAAUUCGAAAUGCCUAUAACGAGUUCAAAGUCAACGAAGAAGCAUAUAAAGAACAGUAAGCAGAUGAGAAUGUGUCUGACGCCGGUGCACGCGUUCGUCAAGUCAAAUUCAUCAGAUCCCUUGAAGAACUUGACAUUUCAGUUUGAGGAAGUGGCCACUUUAACGAAAGCAAACUCCUGCGAUGUUGAUACAUUAACGAGACGGAAGAAGAAACCUGUGAUGGAGCAGGACACGAUGGCCCGCCACAGCCAGCUGACGUCGAGCGGCGCGUCCGACACGUCGGACUACAUGGAGUCGCUGUCGGUGUCGUCGUUCAGCAGCUCGUGCGACGCGUCGGCCGAGCGCCACGCGGCGCGGCCGCGCUCGGGCCGCGAGUACGCCAGCAUCGACCGCGCCGCGCUCGCCGCGCACCCCUAG
Molecule: messenger RNA, 2475 nt
Organism: Arctia plantaginis
Lineage: Eukaryota; Metazoa; Arthropoda; Insecta; Lepidoptera; Erebidae
Source: the annotation of a GenBank genome assembly